Molecule: messenger RNA, 1236 nt
Organism: Tinamus guttatus (white-throated tinamou)
Lineage: Eukaryota; Metazoa; Chordata; Aves; Tinamiformes; Tinamidae
Source: RefSeq, a predicted model, not a curated record
AUGGCCAGGUCAGCACCCUGGCUGCACUGGAUGGGACGGGACCCGGGCAGCGGCUCCCGGGAGCUGAAGCGCUGGGCGGAAGAGGAGAAGGAGGAGGAGGAGAAAGAUUUUGCAGAGCACAUAGACGCGGGUGGAGUCAUUGGCCUGGAGGAGGGGCUUGUGGCCGUCUCUGGCCGGCCCCGGGAGUCCCGUUUCGUGGAGGCGCUCGGCCGGCAGGUCCUGGAUGCCCCCGCUCGUGUCAGGAGGUUCAGCUGUCGGGAGCAGCAGGAGUUUGGUCAGGAGGAACCGGGCGCAGAAUGGGAGAACGCCGGGAGUGCCGCACCGGGGGACGUUGAGGAUCCCGGUGACAGGACACCAGCAGAGCUGGCUUACUGGCAGCCACAGCAGGACGUGACUGAAGAGGAGGAAGAGGAGCAGGGCAGCUCAGGGGACGAGGAGAGGCUGGAGGGGACCUCGGGGGCCGAGAGCAACGGCGAGCUGUACCCAGAGCUCUCCUACGAGGGCCAGUGCGGCUCCGAGCGCAGCAGCAGCCCUGAGGCUCCGCACUACAGCCCGACCCUGUGCAGCCCCUACGAGAAAUCGCAGAGCUUCAGCACGGAUGGUGGGGAGACCUCGGAUGUGAGCUUGUACGCUGACCCGCCAAAGCCCAGCCACAGUGUCCACAUGGGGACCCUUGGGACCGGCUCCAAGGUCAUGGCCUUCAGCAUCCCACAGGCAAGAACAGCGGCCAUCAGCACUGCCCCUGCCCCAGCCCUGCAGCCCUUGCUGGAUGGAGAGCCAGCACAAGGACCAGUCAACCCGGGGACAUCACCUCGGCCCUGUUCUCCCCCUGUCCCUGGGAUGGGCUGCUCUGCAUGCUCAGGAGAGUGUGGGUGUCGGGGGCAGCACCCGUGCCCAGGCACCCAGCUCACACAGACGUUGGCAGGACAGACCCACAAGUUUCAAGCUCAGGUCGAGUCUUUCGAAGCCUGGGUCCAGGCAGGAAAGUCCACGCCGCAGGAGCAGCUCCAGAGGUUUAGGAAGCUGAAGGACACACAAGACGCACUGGAGCGAACAUAUCUGCAAGCCCGGGAGGAGAACCGCAGGCUCCAGCAGCACCCAGGUGCCGCGGGGGAGUUUGAUCCAGACCGCACAGUGGAAGGGGAGAUAUUCUGCCUGGGGAUGCGCCUGGAGGAGCUGAAGGAUCGGCUUGAGCGAGCGGCUUGUAGCCAGCGCUCCCCACCUUGGGGCUGCUAA